GCCUGCCAAUGAAUCGAUCGAAUUUGUCGUCAACAAAGUAUGCGGAAGGAUGUUAAUAUCCAGUCAAUAAUCUGUCAGGGUUUCGAUUCCACUCUCAGCAAACAUUAGCAGAGCAAAUUAUUGCCCCGAUGGGCCCCGUGCGGCGUAUUGUGUUUGCUCGGUGGGUGACGGACUUCCUUCAAUAUAUCCUGGACCAAGACACGGCGCCAACCCUACUCAUUGUCUGUUCCACACGGGAUUUUUUCCUGGAACAACUUGUUGCUGCCGUUCAUGUCCAAUCAAUGAAGACCGUCGACCGGCAUAAACUGCUUACCAAAACCCUCGGAUUGCUCUCCAAAUCCAGCAAGACCCAGGUGGUUUUCUGCCCGACAGUAGAGCAUCUCCGAGCAUAUAUAUCGACGAGUUUCUACCAGCAAACAUCAAUCUUCAAGGAAGAGAAGGUUUCCAGGUCCCUGAUGGCGAUUCUGAACCCUAUAAGUCUGCAUUUUCCGACCUUGGAGUUUUCUGCUCAGGGACUAUCGAGGACACUCGCAAAUGCAGUCGAGGCUGCUUCCAGGAACGGUGUGGACCUUGUUCUUUGCGAAUGCCGAGAUGCUCUAGACCCAACUAGUGACGAACGUGGAGAGGCGCUAUGGUACAUAGAUGUGCCAUUGCUCAGUAAUUCUCUACGCAAAGCGACUGAAGGAAGUAAUUGGACAGGGCGAAUGGUGCCACUGAAGAGAGUUGUGGAGCGAUGGUUCCAAUUUACAGGCAUAGAUCAAACUGGAAAUGCUACGGCUAUGGCAACCUCUUUCAUGGAAUUAUGAAAAACGGAAGAAUUGCUUUGGUUCACUAAAUGUGUAUAUAUAUAUGUAUAUGCAAUAAUAACUCCUGAAUUCAUCAAAACAACCGGGUAUCCUCAACUUGACCCUGAAACUCCAGCGCGAUAGCUAAUCAAUCCUUACGUUAUAAACAUUUCUCCAUUUCUGUGAUGUAGAGCUUUAUGUGCGACUCCAGUUUGAGAUAUUCGUCGUGGGCGCUUUGGAUCUCGUUUUCAAUAUUCUCCUUCAAGUCCACCAUCUUCUUCUCUGUUUGCUCAAUCCUAAUUCUCCUUCUCUCCAUGUCGCGUUGCUUUUCUGCUCGCUCUUCACGAAGCUCUUUCUGAACUUCGCGUAACUCUU
This is a messenger RNA of Aspergillus ochraceoroseus IBT 24754, 1160 nucleotides long. RefSeq lists its product as uncharacterized. NCBI's taxonomy places the organism in Eukaryota, Fungi, Ascomycota, Eurotiomycetes, Eurotiales, Aspergillaceae. The record is from RefSeq and is a predicted model, not a curated record. The coding region runs from base 129 to 806 and encodes 225 amino acids. The transcript has 2 exons.